AUGACUACUGAUCAUAUUUGUCCAUGUGAACUUAUAUUAAAAAUUGGUUGUAAUGAAUAUGAUGAAAUUUCAACAGCUAUAAAUAGUCUUCUACGUUCAUGUUUCAUAAAUGAUCAAAAAUUUUUUUCUGUUGAACGUCAAAUUCAACCAACAACAUAUUUUGGUUCAUUUACAACACAUUCAACAACAUCAAAAAUUCCAAUUCAAUGUCAAUCAUUAAGUUGUGUGAUAUUUUUACCUGAUGAAAUUCUUAAAAACAAUGAAAAAAAAGAUUUUUUUAAAUCUAUACAUAUAUGGAAUUUUCAUCAUAAAAUUGAAUUAUUAGAUGAAUAUAAACAAAUUAUAGCAAGACAAGAUUAUUAUGAAUUAUCUCAUUUAUUACCAUUAUGGUCAAUAUCACAUAUUCGAUAUAAUCGACAAAUAAUUAUACGUUUUAAUAUAUUUACAAAAAAUUUUGAUUUAAUGUUAAAAUUUUAUAAACAUUUAUUUCAACGUAAACCUAAUUCAAGUAAAACUGGUUUUGUACUUUUUAAUUUAUCAUCAUCAAUUAAUAGCAAAUUACUUUAUCAAUUUUCUAUUAAAUAUUCUCCAUCAAUUCAAUCAUAUACAAUAUCUCAAGGAGCUUAUUUAAAAUUUCGAUUAAAUAAUUUAAAUAAUUUUAUUCAUGAAUAUACAAGUAAAUUAUUUACAAUAAAUAAAUAUGAAUAUUAUAUUUAUGAUCCAGAUGGAAAUCUUCUUCAUUUAUAUUUACAUAAUAUAUCAUCGAAUACAAAAGAAUGUAUAUCAUUAAAACCAUCAAUACAUACAAAUGAUAGUGGUUUUGGUGAUAGUAGUGAUCCAUCAAUGCAAUUAUUUAAUUCAAAUAUAUCACAAAUUUAUCCACUAAAUAAUGAUAUUGAUGGUCAAAGUUAUUCAUCAAAUGAUUCUGCUCAAUGUAGUUCUUUAUCAUCAAAUGAAUUAAAUACAAUAAAACCGACAGUUCAUCAUAAUCAUGUUACUUCAAAGAACAAUAUAUCAGUUCGAUCAGCAAAAAAAAGUGAAAUUGAUUAUAGACUAAAACAACAACAAAGAACAGUGCUUCCUCAUCUUUCUCUAAAAUAUCCGUCAUGGCAACCAUCGUUAUAUCUUAGUGAACCACAUUUGUCAAAUAUAAUAAACUAUAAUAAUCGAUAUUAUUCAUCAAUGAAUAAUAUGGAAAAAUCGAAUAAAAUUCAUUCAUUUUCAACUAAUUAUUUCCAAUCACCAAUAUUAAAAAAUUCAAAUAAUAAUGAUUAUGAUACUUCCUAUGGAGUCGAUUCUCCACAUAUACAAUCAGAAACAUUAAUAAAUCCAUCUACAUACGGUUAUCUUAAUGCAUUUUUGUUAAAAAAACAACAACAACAACAACAACAACAACAACAACAAUGUAUUCAUUCACAUAAAUUCAAAGAAAACGUUGCUCAAUUUGAAGGAUCAAAUAUAAUAUCAAUGACAUCACGACCAAAAUCAGCACCAUUAACUGAUCAAUCAUCAUUAUCACUGUGGAAACCAACCGAAAUUCUUCCACAACAACGUAUUCAUAAUACAUCAACACCGAUAUCAUAUAAAUCUUCACAAUUAUGUGCGAAAUCUUUAACAUAUGAAUUGGAAAAUUCUAAUAACGAUACAUUGAAUACAGAUGAUGAAAAGAUAAAUAAUACAGUGAAUCAAAUACGAAGUCCACGAAUUAAUAUUGGUAUAACAUUAGAUUCUCGUUUAAGAAAAACACCUGUACUUGAUAUGUUAAGAAGUACAACGAUGCAAUCAGAUAUAAUCGAACCGAAACAAUUGAAUAGAACAAAUUCAUUACGACAUACAUUUAUACCAAUUGCACGGUUUUAA
This is a messenger RNA of Rotaria sordida, 1860 nucleotides long. The record is from the annotation of a GenBank genome assembly. NCBI's taxonomy places the organism in Eukaryota, Metazoa, Rotifera, Eurotatoria, Philodinida, Philodinidae.